AUGAAGAGAACAUUAACGUCGGUUGAUCUGAAUAUCCGCAACAUCAUGCAUUGUAACGGAGGAGACGAUGAUGACGUAAUUAUGUUAGAUGAAGAAAUUCCAGCUAAAGUUAUAGUUAAAAAUUCCCAGAGCAGCACUGGUCACAGGGUUACGAAAAAUGAUGUCCGGUCGCAAUUGAAGUCGGAGCAAACAAAUAUUGUUUUGGUCUAUAAACCGCCUGGGUCUCCUGAUGGCAUAACACUAACAACUGAAGAUAUUUCGUGCCUUUCACCUGGAGGUCUUUUAAACGACUCAAUAAUCAACUUUUAUUUGAAAUAUUUGUACUUUGAGAAACUGACAAAGUAUCAGAGGCAUGUUACUCACCUGUUCAAUGUGUUUUUCUAUACUCGAUUGACAUGCGAUUAUCCAUCGUCUACGACAAACAGAGAAGAGCUUUCAACGCAUAUUCAUCAACUACUCUCCUGGAUGUGAUUACCAUAAAGGUUUAGUCCUGAGAGGCUAAUUCUGAUGCCUUUGCACGCGUCUCAAACAGAGACAGGGAGAGACAAUUUCAAGAUGAAUUAUUUGCAGUGUGUAAGGUCAGUUGUUCGAGAAGCUUUCGCAUUGUAUAAAUGAGUGUAACAGUGCGAAGUGACAACUGUUAAUGCAAUGUGAUGUCAAUGUGUAAGAACUGCGGUUGCAUAUACAUAAAUAGAUAUACAUACGUAUCAGUGAACUGUGAGUACUCUGACAUGUUGAUUUCACCUUUAUUCACAAAGAUUAUUCUUUCACCUUUGAUAAACUCUUUUAACUGGAUUGCUGUUAACGAAGUAAGUCUUUGCUUUAGUUGCCUUUUCAUCAUCGUCAUUAUCAUCAUCAUCAUCAUCACCACAUAGAAGGGUAACUGUAGUAGUUAUGCAGUGUUAGUGAUUUGUUGUUGUCUAACUUGACUAAAAUGCGCCUGCAUUUUCGACAGUAUAGUCAACUGAUCACUUGGAUAUAUUCCCAUACACUGAGUAGGCAUACACACAGAAGUCAGAUUUAUCUGAGUAAACAACAGUAACCUUUAUUAUUUCCAACAAAAGCUUAAAUUAUCCUUAACACAUCAAUAUAAAAUGUAGUGGAUAGGUAGAUAAAUACUCGAAAUUGGGAUUGAUGAUUACAUCAAUUAUGAUUUUACGGCUAAGA
Messenger RNA from Trichobilharzia szidati, 1167 nucleotides. Lineage: Eukaryota; Metazoa; Platyhelminthes; Trematoda; Strigeidida; Schistosomatidae. The record is from the annotation of a GenBank genome assembly.